Molecule: messenger RNA, 2015 nt
Organism: Galleria mellonella (greater wax moth)
Lineage: Eukaryota; Metazoa; Arthropoda; Insecta; Lepidoptera; Pyralidae
Exons: 15
Coding region: 3-2015 (670 amino acids)
Source: RefSeq, a predicted model, not a curated record
AGAUGUCUCAAAAUUCAAGUCACGAACAGACAGAGGUGAAUAAUGCAGAAUGUUUAGAAGUCAUACGGGAAGAGCAAUGUUCUCUAAAAGUUUCUUCUUUUAAUAUUGAUGCUACAUCAAAAAUAAUAACAAAAAAUAACACUUAUAAGGAUCCAUGUGGCGACUGCACAUAUAAAGAAACUUUAAAUAGUUUAAAUGGGAAAAUCAAUACAGAAAACUUGGAAAAGCUGAUAGAUCAAAAAGAACAACAGUUACGUGCCGAAUUUCAACGACAUUUGAAAAAAGAAAUGAAUUCUUUAAAAGAAAAAUUUGAUUACAUAUUACAGAAUGAACAAAUUCGUUCAUCGUAUAUGCUACGAGAAGCAUAUAGAGAAAGACAAGAAAAAAUAAAAGCGCUACAGACCCAACUGGAAUGCAAAAAUUUUGCUGGUUUAAUGUUCGUGAUGUGUUCCGAACGCAGGAAAAGUAAACUUGAGAAAUUGAGUCUUAUUGAAGAAUAUACAAACUACAUUCGUGCAUUACAAGAGAUACUGAAAGAAGGCCAAUCUCUGAUCCUGAAUCUGUCUAGAGGAUACAAGACUGCCGCGAGGGUUGACCACGAAUGGCGGGAAAAGAUGAAGAAAAUAGUCAAUGAGUUUCAAUCCUACGUUUAUCACUAUGGAGGUAAAACGCCGGAAUCGAACCAGUACUUCUUUGACCUGCCACAUCUACUGGAGACUAAAACACCAGUGAUAGACAAUUCUGAUGAAGACCCUUGUACUUAUGAAGAUGAAGAUCAAUCAAAUAACACGGAUAAAGUAAUUGAACCACAUGACAACAAAACAUGGUGGGGACGAUUGGACGAUGAUUGUCGACCAUUUGUCAUGUUUGGGGACAUGGCUGAUUUUCAGCCACCGCGGAGACGAGAGGUACUCAGAGCUGUGAAAGCUACCAAGACUGCCCCUAAAAAGUGGAAGGAAUACGCCUUCAACGAUAUGUACGUCAUGGCAUCAUGCCCAAAUGCUGAUGUAAUAAAAGACGAUUAUGUGAAAAGGCUCUCAGAGGCUGGCAAGUGGGAGUGUCAAGCUGUGCAAACUCAGGAACGAGUAUCGAACACGUCUAUUACGACACGCCGAAUGACUAGUGUUGAUAUUCGUGGUAACAUGGGGUCCAUAUUAAAAAUUAUUACAUCCAACGUGACCGAGCCUGUGACGAAAGCGACACUACUGGGCGCCAGAGACUCUAUGGAGAUUGCCUCUACUACUAAACUGACAUCCAUGAUUGAAAGCUGUGAUAACGAGCCAUCUGAGGAGGUGGCGAAAACAGAUCCAGAACUUAAAAAGGUGAACUCAACCGACGAAGAGGAAGAAGACGAAUCACUGUCAGCUCUUGGGAGUAUACACAACGACAGUUUACAAGUUAUAGGAAGUCACGUGCCAGAUCGCGAUCACAAAAUUAACUAUGAAAAGGUAUGUCCAAUGGAAAAAUGUCAGCGCAUGCAAGUAGACUCAUUCAUUAGGACUCUGCCGCCAUACAUGAGGGCUAACCCCUUCACAUACUUUGAGCAGACCUAUGACGAUUAUGAAGUUUGCACACCAGAACAACUUGAAAUUCUAAGACAACGAAUAUCUGAAAAGAAAACAAAAGAGAAAGAAGUAUCCAUCUUGGAUGAGUAUCCACUAGCUGAAUGGACACCCAGUGUGGAGGGAGUGGCAAUUCAGACUUCUAAUAUUUCGAUGUCUCUCCCACCAUGCACUUGCAGGACACCUAGCCCUACUCCUGCAUCAAGCACAUCUGCAAUAUUUAGAUUGGAAAACUUAAUUUCAGUGAAGCAGGAAUUGGAUAACAUCAAAAAAGAAUGCUUCUACGAUAGUGGAAUUGAGUUCAAUAGAUUUCAAGUAAUUGGUCAAGGAAAUAAUACUGUAACAACUAAAACGAAAGAAGACUUUAGCAAAUCCAGACUUCAAUCAAUUAAAAAAAUUUUAAAGAAACAUCCAAGCUUAUGCGACAUUUUUCAAGCCAACACACUAUGCUAA